AUUUUUUACUAUAAAUGGGAUUGCAAUGCUAAAUGCUGGCAACUUUUAUUAAGUCAGAAUUUAUUCACGUACGGAUGUCGACAGAGAAAGUGAAUUGGAAGUUUACGAUUUUCGCGAUUAUUAAGUUUAAACAGUGAAAUGAGUAUUUCUGUAUUGUGAGAAAUGCUCUUAUUUUCGUCUAAAGAUUUAAGUGUGUGCCGGUUAAGUGCUUGUUAUUUGGCUAUAAAAUGUUUGAAAGUCGGGGCGACUGACACAUCGGUACUCGCAUGUUUAAAGUAAUUUUUAGGUGUGUUUUGUUGAAUUAGUGUACAGGAUGCCGAGGGGAGAGAACAGGCCGAGCAUCCUGUUGUCUCGGGAAGAGAAUGACCAGGUGUUCAGUUUGAUUGGACCAAAAUGCCAGAGUUUGGCGACAGCAGUGGUCCAGCUGUUUACCACAGAAGAUCCAUCACAUUCAAAAUGGAAGAAGAAGGAUACAGGCGUGCUAUGUCUGAUCAAGGACAAUGGAAAGAGGUCGUACUUCUUCAGGAUAUACUGCCUCUACCGCAAAGCAAUGAUUUGGGAGCAAGAAGUCUACCUUCAGAUCGAGUACAAGAACCCACGGCCGUUCUUACACACAUUCGAGGCAGAGGAAUAUAUGGCCGCAUUCAACUUCGCAAACGAGAAUGAAGCGAAUAUUCUUAGAAAUAUACUCCUAGAGAAAAUCGAACUCAGGAAGAUCAGACGAGAAGAACGUCGACAACGGUCGAUGGUAUCAGCCCGCAGCAGUACUGCGAGUUCAGUGCCGUCGCGGCAGAAUGGGACGCUACCGCCGCCGCCGCCGGAGCCGGAGCCCGCGCCCGCGCCGCCCACCCCGGCGCCCACACCACUCAUGCAGCCCCCGCAGCCAGUGCAGCAGAUGCAGCCCAUACCCGCCAAGACUAAUCACAGCUUAGGAAGCUACACUUUGAAAAGUAAUAAGAAGCAGAAGGGGCGGAAGCUGACGAAGGCUGACAUCGGAGUGCCGCAGAACUUUAAACACAUAUCACACGUCGGCUGGGAUGCUAACAAAGGGUUUGACCUGGACAACGCACCAAAUGCUGACGAGCUACGUUCGUUCUUCACGAAGGCUGGGGUGUCAGAGACCCAGCUACAAGACCAAGAGACCAGAGAGUUUAUAUACGACUUCAUCGAGAUGCAUGGCGGACUGCCGGCCGUCAAACAAGAUCUCGAUAAUGUUAAGACCCCGCGCGGCGCGCUGCCGCCGGCGCCGAGUAUGUCGGCCCCGCCGCCGCCCACGUCGGCGCCGCCGCCGCCCGCGCCGCCCGUGCCCACGCGCAGCCCCGCCCCGCCACACCCGCCCGCACCACCAUCCCGCGCGCCCCCGCCGCCCCCGGCGCGCGUGCUGCCGCCCCCGCUGGCACACCGCACCGCGCCCCCGCGCCCCGCGCAACCGGUAAUAUCGUCGGGUCCCCCGUCAGUGCCCCCGCCUCCGCCGCCCGGGUCGGCCCCGCCCCCGCCUCCGCCAAUUUCCGCAUUGGCGCCCCCGGGUCCGCCACCCCCUCCCCCUCCGCCAGCACCUCCCAGUCCUCCACCAGCGCCUCCAAUGGCGCCCGCGAUGCCGACGGAGAGUGCUGCACCCUCUCCCGCGGCCGCAGACCCCAGAGCUGCACUUAUGGAGAGUAUUCGAAGUGGAACCAAGACUCUCAAGGUGUCUCGGUCCGGCAGUAACAGCGGCAGCGAGCGGCGCGGCGCGCGGCCGGCGUGCGGCCUGGCCGAGGCCCUGCAGCGCGCGCUCGAGGAACGCUCCCGCGCCAUACACUCCUCCGACUCCGACAUGUCCGACGCAACCACCAGCGACGGAGAGUGGGACGACUGAACCACGCCCUAGGUAUCUCUAUACAUUUAUAGAAACAUGUCGAUUGUCAUGUCUUAUGAUUUUUUCUGAGACGACAGAAACUAGGUAUCUCUCUAUAUUUCGAACAUUACACUGUCUUAUGACUUUUACCCAGAUGGUAGAAAUUAUGUUCAAUUCUAUUGCAAACAAAAACUAUUAAAGACUAGUUCUUCGGUCAUUCUUGUCCGGCAUCCAAUGUAUUGAAAAUAAAACUGAGGAGAUAUUAUAAAUUUUUCUGGUAUACUUGAUGAUAUCAAAAGAGUCUUUAUUACGACCGAUUAUUUGUGUACAAAUGUCUUCUACAAUGCCAUUUCGAUUGUCAUUAAGUUCACUUCGGCCAAGUUUAAAACACAAUCAAGCCCAAAAUUAACUGCCAAAGGAAAUUUGUCGAGUUUUGGAUAUUAUAUUUAACGUUUCAAAUACACAAAUUACGUUUAUGACAGAAAGAGAAAUCAUUUAUUUUUACUAUUUUGUGAAACUGUGAUUUCGUUUUAUCGGAGAUUGACAAAAACGCGCCAAAAUAUUACUUUUUUUUAAUUUCCUCACACUAUGACAACGUCACAUUUAGGUAUUAUUUUUAAUUAUCUGUCUUUUAAAUAAAUAUUAACGAAGUUGCAAUAAUAAUUGUUGUGCUAUUCCUUUCUAUAUUUCGUCCUUUAAUUACUUGUAGAUUAAAAUUGUCUUACAAAUCCCUCCAAUAAACCGCGUGCCUAUUUAUUUGUAUAAAAUGUGUUUGGCAAAUAUGAUCGAUAUGAGAAUGGUCCACUAGUGGAGCCUUUCGCGGCUUUACGAUAAAGCCGCGAAAGUUUGGCAGGCAUGUCAAAGUUACGUUUAAAAACAUGUGCAAUCAACGAUGAAAGCUGCAGUGUCGAUUUCUUUUCACGCUAGUCUUCAAAGUAUUCUAUUCUUCAUAAAUUUCUUAAAAUUAUUAUGUGAAAUCAACCAAUAGAAACUUGCUAAAAUAGUCCACUUUUAUCGUUGAUUGUACAUCCUUCUUAGUAAGUAGUUCCACGAACAGGUCAUUUCAAAACGUUAUCAUUAUGUGCGUUUUAGUUUUAUCCUAGUCAAGGAAUAUGUUUAUAUUUAACUUCAUUUGCAAAGAUUUCGCACUAUUACAUUAGACACUAACUGCAGUACUCGGAGACAUCUAAUGACUACUUAAACUAUUCCUUAGUAACGAGUUUUGUUCCGAAAACAAUAGCUAGGGACUGGGUUAAGUAACUAUUGAAUGAGUCUGAGGACGACGGUAAAUUACGAUAUUAUAAGUAUUCAGCUAACAACAGUAUGAAUAAGGUUUAUUUUUAAAUAUUAACUUGUAUAACUACUUCACCUUUUUUAUUGCAACAAAAGAAUAACUAAGAUAUAACAAUCCCAUUGAAGAAAUAGUAUUGUUACAAUCUGUAUUUAUUAUCAUUUAGAUAACUUUGCAUACUUAAAUCAGUUGUAAGUGUAUUUAUUAUGUAUAGUUAUACCAAGUAUUAUUUUUAAAAGAAUGACAGGAAUGUUAAUUAUAAAUAUUGAGCAAUACGUGAUGGUUGAAAGUGUUUUAAGCGUCAUAAUAUCAGUUAAAAUUAAGCGUUUUUUUCUUUAUAUUGUUAUUAUCUUCUUAAAAUAAAAUUUCGAUGUUAAUUAGUAAUUUUUAAAUCUUUUUUCUAAUAAAAAUGUGUGCCAGAGUAGCUAGAGGACUGAGUUAUUACUGAUAAUGGAUUAAAACUAUUUAAACGUUCCUUGUCAGUUCUACUCGGCCCUAGUUGUAUGAAUUUACUUCAGUUCAAAUGUGAUAUUGGAAUAAUUGUGCUCAGCAAUAUUUUUCUCUUUGUAUCGAGUCAAGCAUUUAUGUAUAGGUGUUCUAGUGCAUUGGAGGUAAUGUUUCUUAAUUCGAGGCAGUUGAUAUGUUAAAGAAAACAUGCUUCCAAAGCUGUGGUUAAGUUCAUAGUUAAUACUUCAGCUAAAUUUCUAACGCGUAUUAGAUGAUGGGUAAAUUAUGCUCAGUCACUACCCUUCCUCGAAUUAAGGAAGCCUUACAAUGUCUUUCUUUAUUAGUGUCAUGUGAAUAUUUUCUAUUUUAAGUAAUUAAUUACUUUUUGUAAUAAAUAAUACAAGUUAUUAAUAUUUUUAUUGAUGAAUAUUUUAAAUGUUACGUUUGUGAAGCCGUAGAAAGAAUACGUUUGUAUAUUGCUUUAAAUGUUCUAUUUAAAACACUAACACGUAUCAACAAAGUAUAUGAAGCAUAUAUCGCCUUAUUACAUUAACAAUAUUACAAUCAAAGGCUGACGUACUCUUUCGACGAGAUCACUUAUAUAUUUUAUAUAUACUAUUGAUGUAAAAUGUGUAUAUAAUUGUAGUAGGUAAAUUCUGAUAGACUAAAGUGCUGAUUAUGACUGAAAGCAAAUCACCGUGAUUCUAAAUUAACAAAUUUUGAAGUGUGCGCUGCUGGUUGAUUUGAGAUGGAUUACUAGUUGCAAAACAGCAAUUAUAACUUCACAGUAAAGUUCAAAAUGCUUUGUUUUGGCGACAUAUAAUAAUAUCGAAGCACAUACUUCAUUGUAGUUAGAUAAUAGAAAUUAUUAUGACGUUAUAUUCAUGCGUCUGACAUUAGCAUCCAUAGUUCAACUGAAUGCCUUGAACUGCUCACAUUGAAUUGUCGAUUUUAAUUGUAUCAAUAUUAGGUAUAUUUUUGCAUGAGUCAGUUUUAUUCGUCGCAUUAUAAUUUGAUACUAACAAGCAAUAUAAAUUCUAAAAACCAAUCCACCUAUGUCACUUCGUGUUUAUUUUAUUGGAUAAGUUUAUUUUCUUGCAAGUCAUACUUGUUACUUUUAAUUUUUUAUGAAUAGAUAAUUAUUUAGAUUAUAAGUUAGAUAGGUCCAGUUGACUUAUGAAAGUGAUUCAUUCGGUUCAGUUUUUAGCAAGAAGAAAGUUUGUUGUUUUUCAGUCUCAUUAUAUUUUAUCUACAUAUACCCGAAAUAAUAUGUACUCAUUUGUAUCAGCAUAAUCAUGAAGAAAUCAAGUAAGUCAAUGUAACUCUGAAUAUUGCUCCCGAAUCCAAAACUGUACUAAAAAUUGUAUUGAAUGGAGUUAAAACUAGCGUAAGGGGUAUGACUAUGUAUCUUAAUAAAUAACGAUAGAUAUUUUUAUAACUAUCAAACGUUUACGAUUAAUGUAAUGUACCUGUAACACUGGAAACUUGUGGAUGGCUGGUUAGCUGAGGUAAUCGGGAAGUAUCAAACGGUCCAGCUAACUGCGGACUGUGAAAGCAGAAUGUAAUGUAUGUAGCUACCAGACGUAGCCUAUUUGAUUCUAAAUAAAUUAUUACCUUGUAAAGCAUGUACCACAGAACUAAUCACUAAUUAAUGUUCUACUAACUAUAUCAGUUAGCUUUGUUAAUCAGCUGUUCAUAUAUGAGUAUGUUGACUAAAUAAACAUUAUUAAAAUUUCAAAUGAUCAUUUUAUUUCGUCCAUCAUAAACAAUCCACGUUUGACACAGAAAAAUAAUGGAGAAUUUACUCACAAUUAAAAAAAAGUAAAAAAAAAAAUAACCAGAAAUAAAAGUAACCUCUUUAUAACAUACAGUUGGAAUAAACAUAUUAAUCUUAUAACUAACUGAUCAUAGAUGCUGACUGAACUUAGCUAUACUCUUAUAAUUAUCUACGAGUUACAAUCUAAUGUAUACAAUACAUCCACACCUUUGGCUAACUUGAAAACUGAAAAAUACACUAUUUCUUACUAGCAUUGUAUUUCAAUAAAAAGUUAUUUAACAAAACAAUAUUUUAGUAAACAUUAUUGCAUUUCUCCUAUCUCUGCUAAUAUUCUACUAGAGCUAAAGUCCUAGCUGCUAUAUGUAAUGGGCAAGUUACAAAAUCACUGAACUUUAUUCUGUCGUGAUUUCUAGAGUACUCUUUGUAUCGAAUAAGUUACAUUAUCCUCGUACUAACAUAUCUUUACAUACACACUUGAAACAUAUGUACAGAUUACUAAAAAAAUAACUUAGGAAACAAUAUACCCUAUUUACAACUUAGACAAAUGAUUUCGAAUCCUAUUCCAUAAGCCAAGCUAAAAUAUACAUGCGAUACAAUUUCAUGGAUGCAAUAGAAUUCAAAAUUGCUUGGCCUAACUGUUAACAAAGGGUUCAUCAAUGUUAUUUAAAAUGGAGUAUAAAGUACAAUGUUUAAAGAACUAUAAUAGAUCCGAAUAUUAAGUAAUGAGACUCAUGGAAAUCUAUUCUAGUGUGCUCAGUAGAUUAUUGUACAAAAUUGUACGAAAUCACAAAUAAUAUUGGUCAUAUUGUUUUAAAGAAAAUAAAAUCUUAGAUGGCACUUAAAUUAUAAAGUAAUAAUUUUAAAUACAAUAUGCCUAGAUUUUAAUGCCAUUCAGUAAACUGACAACAGCUAUUGUCAAUUUGUACCAUCGUCAAACUAACGGUGACGGCUUUCGACAGAUCAAAAUAAAUGUAAAUUAAUGAUUUGUACCUGGGUAUCAUUAAUAAAAUAAAUACCUAUGAUAUUUGACAAUACUUGCGCAUUUUUCUUUUUUCUUGCACAUUACACAAAACGAAAGAAAAAUGCGUAUGUUCAAUCUCUCAAUAAUGAUGAAUAGCGCCAGCGAUCAAAAGUUCGUUUUACAAUAACGGACGAUUCGAAUCGAUUUUAUUUAUUUACGUACUUUCCUAACGAUGCAUCGUUACAUCACAAUUAAUAUUUCGUAGAGUCAAUUAUAAGUCCACAUUGAAACUGUAUUUUACUGAAUGGAAUUAAAAGUUGGAAUACAGCAACAUUCUUUACCACUACACAAAAUACCAAUUCUAAUGAUAAAUAGAAUUUUAAUGCCCAAUUUUUUCCGAACUAAUUUCCCAUCAAGAAAGAUAUACAAGUCACUCUCAAAUACAGAAAAUGUACUAUAAAUCGUGCUGGAUUUUACUGUACACAUUUAUAUUUUAACCAACUUCAUGAUUAGAGUAAUGCCUAUUAGAUUAACAUUCUCAAAAACUAGACAUAUAAUUUUGCUCCACUGAGAAUUUCAAAUACUAGAUAAAGUGUGAAAAAUUUAGAUAAUACUUUUGUCCCCACUUGGACCUUAUUCUAGAAGGUAGAACUCACGACCACAACUACGAAGCUAUUCCUUAUCACUCCAAGGCCGUAUUCAAGUUAAGAAGUUACAUAUCACAUGCGACGAAAGAGCUUUAUUCUCUUUUUUUCUCUUUUUUUUCUCUUAAAAAAACGUUGCCCCACACUAGGAUUUUCUCCUGUAUCGUGGGUGCGUUUACAAACAUACAAGUUCACAUACACAAUGACACCCAGACCCGAAACAACAAUUUGUGGAUCACACAAAGUGUUGUCCCGUGCGGGAAUCGAACCCGCGACACGUUGCUCGGCAGCCGGUUGCCCAGCCACCGCACCAACCGUGCAGUCGAAUUAUUGCUGGGAUACUGAGCUAAGACGACUUUUUUCAGUGGAAAAUUCAGUAGUCGGACCCUUACGUUAUUCCUUUAAAUUUAAACCGACCUUGGAGUGCACACAAACCUACAUACAAGUAAUAUUCACAACGAAUUUCACAAAAAUAAAAUAUAAAAUCAACAGUCAAUUGUUGAUUCAAAAACAAUUUAUAUUUACUGACUCUUCACCUCACUUAUUUAACAGAUCGUCUACAAUCACAUGAAUAUAUUUAUACAAGUUCCUGAUAAGUUUGACUACAGAGAGAAUACUAUAUACUUGUCAAAUUAUCUGGUAAAGUUCAAGUCUAGAUCUGUUCAUUAUUGUAUAUGUGGCUAGCUGGGCAACCUAUCCUUUUCUGUCAAAUUUCUCGAUUACAUCGUUAACUUUAUUGUAUUGAGAUAAAAGUCGGAAAUUCAAUAAAGAAAUUUGACAAUAGGUACAGGUAGGUUGGCCGGCUGGCCUCUGCAUACUACAAAUGUUGGAUAACCAACUAAAGAAACAAAAUACCGCGUAACCUGUAAAACAGCCGCUACUUGUCUUGUAGCUCAUCACUCACUUUACAAUAUUUUUUACCUUGCAAGCUAUCUGUACUUCUAUAAUCUUUUCUUUGGUCACACUUAACCACAAAGCCAAAAGUAGCGCCUUUUUUAAAUAUAUAUUUAGAAAACAAAUUCGUAAAGAAAACAAACAAGUUUCACAAUACAUGUGUGUAACCUGCCUACAAUGUACCAGGUGGUACAAUAGCUAUUGUUAGGAAGAACAUUUGUGACUUAAUAAAAAAUCUAAUAGAAAUCAUAUAUCCUGCUUAAUUUUCAUAUCAAACUAAAAUCACAAUUGAUCAUCACUCAUACGAACUAACAUAAUUUUCACCACAGCCGCUCAAUAUCUCAUAGACCUGACAUUUUAGCAGUAUAAGCAAUUUUAGCUUGCACACACGGUGAAACAUACGAGCAAAUCAUCGGAAUGGCACCCACACACACACAGAUUGUGACAUUAACGAAGUCUAUGUAGAUGCACAAAUGGCUGAUUCCUGGCAGCGCAAAAAAAAUUAAAAGUUUUAUAAUACAUGUCGUUAAUUCUACGCACCACUCACUCACCAUUUAUUUCAGUCUAAAUAUUAAUUUAUGCUAUUUAAGUAUUCGAUAAAUGCCUGUGGUUGCAACUCGCACACGAAUUAAAUACAGCGAAUAUUUGCUAAUACAAUAUUGUUGUAGAUUCUUGGUUUCACAUAGAUAAUAAUACUAUAAUAAUUAAUAUUACCUAUUACUUAUUACAUUGGAUUGUGACUUCAAUCCUCGAUGGGGUAGGAAAGGUCUGUGGAAGAUCAGGUUCUGUAAUUUUCAGUUGCCCUUAUCUUGCAACUUGUUCAAAUUACUUCUUAUGUAGCAUACAAACCCCUGUCAUUGAAAGUACUAGACACAUUCGGUUACCGGCUCCAUCUAGUCUUCAUCUAAAACAACAAUGACUGGAAUAAGAGUGUCAUCAACACUAACUCCGUCAUCAUCCGAUAGGUUCACCACAUUAGCAUUAGUGUCGUCCGCACUGUCGAUGCUGUCCAUUGUCUCCGCCUCCUUGUUGUAAAGCGAUAGGACAUCUGAUAUUAUAGGCGACUGAAUCAUUGGGAUGUUUUUACUUUCCUGGCUUUCUUCUUCCUCUCCGAGCGAUUGUAGUACUUCAUCCUCUUCGUCGUCAGUAUGACCGUAAUACUUCUCAUCAUCUUUCUCGUCCUUAGGAACGUAUGUAUUUAUCAGCUGAGUCAAGUUAGCGUCACAUGUGAAUACCUUCGACGGGUCUAUGUCCUCUUUAUUGCAUUCGUGUGCAGAUAUAACUUUGUACGACGUAAAGUAUUUGAGACACCCUUGGCACUGAUUCAGCAAGUGCGCGCGGUAAUGAUUGUGUAAGUUCGGAAAAUCUUCCCCACAAACCACACAUUUCUCUGGCUUCACUACCGUUCUGUAGUGAAGCUUCUUCACAGUCUUAUGAACUAGUUUCAUGUGUUUCAUGAACGGCCCAUAUUUAACAAACUUCUCGCCACAUUUUCGACACUUAAUAGGUUUCUUAUUAUAUUUUCUACUUCGAUGAGAGAAAGCAUGUAUAUUAAAAGCGUCCAUGGUUUUGAACUUCAGUGGACAGAACCUACAAGAUAUCGAGCCUGACCCCUUGUGUAUCUGGUUGUGCAAUCGUUUAGUACUUUUCUUGGUUACAGGUUUAAAGCAGAAUUUGCAUUCUUCAUACUGGAAUGUCUCUUUGUUGCCUACGUAUCCUGUGCCUUCGUCAUCACUUUCAAUGGCACAUAGAUGAUUAUCGAAAUCCCCUCUCGAGUAGAAAUAUUCAUUGCAUUUCUUGCACCUAUUUUCUUCAUGGUAAGCCAAAUGUUUGUGCAGGUUGUAGAAUCUCUUGUUGCAGAUGUGACAGGUUUCUUCGAUAGACUCCUUGGGUUCUAUCACCCAGUCCUUAUCGUCACCGUGUACCUCUUUCAUGUGGUUUAUCAUUUCCUUGAAAGCUACAAAUGUCUCGUCGCAGUGUUCACAUUUCGUUGGAUUGUCCACAUUAAGCUGAUAGAGAUGGUGAUUCUUAUGCUUCCGAUACAUCACCAUCGUGCUAAACUUCCUCGGGCAGUAUAUACAACCGUAGUAUCCAACAGUUCGAUGGUAUAUCUUGUGGGUGCCUAGAGCGUACUCAUUUUCGAAAACUCUAAAGCAAUAAUCACACACGAUCUCUUGCUUGCCAGCAGACAUUUCCCUCUUUACUACAAUACCGUGCUGCGUGCGCAAGUGACAGUCUAACUUCACUUGUACAUGGAAUGCUUUGUAACAGAUGUGGCAUUUUACUUUCUUUGGGUAAACCUCAGUAUCACCUAAAAGCUUUUUCUUUUCGCACGAGAACGUGAGAUGUCCCUCCAAGAAUCGGAGAGAGCUGAAGUAAUCAAAGCAGUAGUUACAUCUUAACGAGUUAUGGUAGUCAAUGUGCCGCUCGUAAUUUCCCUUACUAGCAAGCACUUUCAUACAUAUGGAGCAUUGAAGGUCUUUGAGCGGCCCUGUCAGCGGCAGUUCAGUGCGGUCUGCGAUCCAAUUCUCUAUGAUACUGUGCACGUCGCGCAAGUGGUGAUGAAGCCCGUAACCCUUCACGAACGUCUCGUCACAGUGCGGACACUUGAGCGGGUUAUCUAAAUGCUUCUGGGCCAAGUGGCUCUUUAUGUGGAGAUGGUGAUUUCUAAGCGAUAUAGUUUUCUUUCCACAGAACUUACAUUUAAAGAAUUCGGGCUUUCUCAAGUGAGCUUCCUCGUGAGAUUGUAAUCGUCGUUCAUCUAAGAAUACUUUGGCGCACAAUUUGCAAGAAUAGUAAAGUGGUGACGGAGCGUCGGGGUCGGGUUUGAUCAUUUUACUUUCAGGGUGCGUCCGCCUCAAGUGGCGGAUAAGUUUUACCAAGUCUGGGUAAUACCGCGUACAUAUUGGACAUUUCACUUUGUCCUUUCGGAUUUUUUCUAUUCGUUUUUUGUGCGACUGGUGAUCAAAGUUAUGCCCUUUCACGUGUUUUUGGAAGUAGCCUUCAUGCGUGUAGCCUUUUCCGCAGAUAGUACACUUGAAAGGACCAUUAUCAUCUUCGUAGUGAGAUCGGAUGUGUAGGUCUAACCUUCUUUUGUUUGUAAACUUCACCUUGCAGAUACUGCACUCGUGUCGAGCGCCAUACAGGAACGUUUUGGAAGUGUGCCAGAUCAAGUGAUGUUUCAGUGAGACUUCAGAGUCGCACACUUUGCCGCAGUGGUGGCAGGUGUGGGAACCGUCGAACACGUUUUUGUCAACGGUGCUAGGUAAGGCGUCGCCUACUAUGGUGUUCUGGGCGCUGUCGCCUUUCUUAUAAUGUAUGGCCAUGUGAGAUAGGUAUACUUUCCUGAACUGGAAGACUCGCUCGCAGAUGGAGCACUGAUAGUCCUUGUUCUGGAAGCGCAUCUGCUUGUGGUAAGUCAUGUGCGCCUGCGCGGCCCGCAGGUGCUUGCUGCGUCGCCCGCAAAUGUUGCACGUCAAGUGCUUCGGGUCCAGGUUUGUAUCGUGGUAGUGCUCGCGCAUGUGGAUCUUGUAGUGGCACUGGAACCUGAAUGACUGCAACAAAAAUAUUGUCAAGGAGAAUAUUUGUUUACAAUAAAAUUUAUAACACAUUUUGCCCAUAAUAAAACUACAAAACGCCGUCUUACCUCGUUACAAACAGCGCACUCGUACUUUUUCUGAAUAUUAUUGCCGACACUCGAGUGCCAGUUCACAUGCCUUUUCAAAGAUAUCAGUGUGGGCAUCUUCUUGGCACAUAUGGGACACGUAAAGCCGCUAAGGUCAACCAGCGGCUUGUUCUCUGCGCCCGGAACCUCACCAAAGUCGUUGUGACUCUGGAUCCAGUCCAGGGGUUCCGCUUUUGCCACAACGACUUCACAAAAAUCCGAAGGAUUUACUGACUCUUUCUCUAUAGGCUGCUGUUUUAGUCUGUGAAUUAGUUUUAUAUGAUUUGCUAGGGCUGAACAGCUCUUGAAAGUGUCCUCGCAUUCAGCGCACGUGUAUAAAUUACGAGGCUUCAUGUUCUUUGAUAUGUGGGUUCGAUUAUGCGCGUUGAUAUCGCCGACCUUCAUGUCGAGGUCGCAAAUAAGACAUCGCACGGAGCAGUCCUUGAGGUAGAUUUUGGCACGCUUAUGACCCGAGCUCAUGUUGUGUUUCGUCCUUUUGUGAUGUAGCAGCAGUCGUCGAUACGAGAACUGUUUCUCGCAGAUAUCACAUGUAUUGUCGUCCUCUUCUUGACUAGAUUCUGACUCAGUCUGACGGUAGACUGUCUCACUCAAGAGGCUCGUGGAUGCCUUUUCAGGUACUUCUAUCUUCACCUCCACUGGUACCUCAGAAUGACAUCGUGCUUCAUGAGACAUUAGAGAUUUCUUGUAUUUGAACUCUUUAUCACACAUCGAACAUUUAAGUGAGUUAGUAGGAGUAUGCGCAUGGCUGGGUAGUGAAUGAACAGACAUAGUAUCUUCAAUUGUGCUUGCUCUGAAAAAAAUCGAAAAUUUUAUCCGUUUUACAAGUUUAAUUAUAAUAUACAUUCAGUUAACAAAUGAAAUAUAAAAUCAUACCUCGAUUCAUUGUCAGCGCCAUCAUUCUCAUCGAUAUGCGACAUAUGCGCCGCUAAAUGUUGAAUUAACAUCUCUUGUGAAGGUAGCUUCUUGGAGCACAUCCUGCACUCAUGACACUCCUGAGCUUCUGGCUCCACUGAGGUCUUCGCGUGCAACAUUCUAGGUUCAAAGUGCAUGUUCUUUAUAUGUUGGAAAUACGAGGUCUUUCUUGUCGCCACUUUCUUACAAACAGGACAUUCGUAUGGUUUAGUAUCAUCCUUCUUAGAACACGAAUUGAAAUGUGCAGAAUGAACAUAAUAAUCAUCAAAGAGUUGGCUGCAGUAAAGACAUGGCACUGCGACUUUUUCCCUUUGCUUUUCUUCCCUUUUCAAAACUGCAGCAUGGACUACCUUCAUAUGUUUUGCCAAGUUGUCAGUGGUCUUGAACUUGGCAGAGCAUAUUUCGCAAAUAAUGUUGCGGUUUGCCAUACCGUCGAUUGGUUGUAGGGAGACCAGUAACUCUUUCUGCGGAGAUUUAGCUCGACUCGCUGUGUUCCCACAAAUGUCUACGUGACGCUUCAACAUGAUCUUUAACUUGAAGGUCUUUCCACAUUUAUCGCAGUUCAGUUUGUCCUCUACAUCAGCUGCAUCCUGUGUCUCUACUGGUAUAUUAACGACAGCGUUUUGGCCCAAAGUUUCUUUCUUUUCAUGUAUUCUCUUAUGAUUUAUGAGACUCCUAGGAGACGGAAAUUGUUUGGGACAGUAAUCACACUUAAAGCUGUUUUUUUGAGAGGAAUCGUCGGAAUCUGUUUCGGGUAAGUACGAGGCGCUGUUGUCAUCGUAAUCUGAAUCUAAUUGUGAAGCAUUGCCAGACUGUUUUCUUCUUUUUUGGGUCCUCCUUAGUUCGUCGACACGUUUGGAGCUACCGGGUCGGUAGUCACUGGACGCGCCGCCAAUGGAACCGUUGUCGAUACUAUCCACGCUACGUUUCCUGUUUCUAAUAGUAGGAGUUACUUUUUCUUCAAUGGAAGACGGAGGUUUGGUCAGGUUGGAAGUGUCAGUGUGAUUUGAAAAAGCAGAAUCACUGCUCUGUCUGUUAGGUGGUGGGGGACUGAUGCUAAAUCCUAGAAAUUUAUUGGCAAUCAAUAUCGAGACCUAAAGUAAUCAUAUCUGAUUUGAUUAACAAUCUUGAUUAUGUUUUACCUGGUGGUGGGACAUAGUUGCGGCGUAACUCCUGAUCAGAUCUUUCACACUGCUGUUUGAAGAUGUAUGCACUGCUUAGUUUCUGUAUGCACUCUGAACAUACUUUGUCAGGGAGCCCAUCUCCUUCAUAAAUC
Messenger RNA from Spodoptera littoralis (African cotton leafworm), 13721 nucleotides. Lineage: Eukaryota; Metazoa; Arthropoda; Insecta; Lepidoptera; Noctuidae. The record is from the annotation of a GenBank genome assembly.